Messenger RNA from Serpula lacrymans var. lacrymans S7.9, 3118 nucleotides. RefSeq lists its product as uncharacterized. NCBI's taxonomy places the organism in Eukaryota, Fungi, Basidiomycota, Agaricomycetes, Boletales, Serpulaceae. The transcript is spliced from 15 exons. The coding region runs from base 80 to 2923 and encodes 947 amino acids. Gene Ontology annotation, cellular component: endosome membrane; fungal-type vacuole membrane; PAS complex. The record is from RefSeq and is a predicted model, not a curated record. Gene Ontology annotation, biological process: phosphatidylinositol biosynthetic process; positive regulation of kinase activity.
GAGGCUUGGGGCCAUUCCCUUUGGAUCCUUUUUCUUUAUCUAUACAUGUAACUGGCGUAUUCGCUGAACAAAGUACACAAUGGACUCCGGUAUUUCCAAGCAGUUGGUGGACAAGAUUUACGAGAAGAGGAAGGCUGCUGCCCUUGACCUCGAGAAGCAGAUACGCGAAUGUCACCAACAAGGAGAUCAGCGUCGCAUUAACCAGAUUAUUGACCAGCUAGUGGAUAUGUUUAGCAAUGCCUCAAAUCCCUUGCAUAUAAGAAACGGUGGGCUCAUCGGUCUCGCUGGAACAUCAAUCGCUCUGGGGGUCGAUAUAUCACCAUACAUGGAGAAAUUCAUCGACUCUCUACUCGUUUGCUUUACCGAUCCAGAGAACAGGAUUCGCUACUUUUCAGCCGAAUGUCUGUAUAAUAUUGCAAAGGUCUCCAAAGGCGAAGUCUUGGUUUAUUUUAACCCCAUAUUUGAUGCAUUAAGCAAGCUUGCCGCAGACUCUGAACUAUCCGUUAAAAACGGAGCAGAGCUUCUUGACCGUCUUCUCAAAGAUAUCGUUGCCGAAACAGCAUCCGUCUAUAUUCCACAGUAUCCAGAGACCGAGAGAAUUCGCGACCAAACUGAUAGCCAGGAACAAAGUAUCUUAGUGCCAUACCCCGAUGGGCGGUAUGUGGGGGAAGGGGGCUAUGCUGUGAAGAAGGCUUUCUCAUUAGCACACUUCAUUCCCCUCCUUCAGGACAGAAUCUACGUCGUGAGCCCAUUCACAAGGAGCUAUCUGGUCUCGUGGAUCACUGUUCUUGACUCUGUACCAGAGCUAGAACUGAUAUCCUAUUUGCCAGAAUUCUUUGAUGGUCUUCUAAAAUAUUUGUCGGACCCCACCGAAGACGUAAGAGUGGCUACCGAAAACCUUCUGGCUGAUUUUCUUCGGGAAAUUCGUGACGUGAGUAUAGUUCGAAAACGGCAAGAGGAGCAGGUACACGAGGCUUCAGAACAGAGACGACCCGAUAGUUCAAAGGGGCAACUACCCGAUAUAACUAUGUCGCACUCCGAACGUGCCGUCUUUAUCCCGGAAGGCGAGCUAUCACCUGAUAUCGAUGGAGGAUUUAGCCUCAAAGACGAUAUUAGGUCCGAAAACGAUUAUCGAGAAACUGGCGCUUGGAUUCCAGGCCAAGGGGUGAAGGUCGAUUAUGCAGCCAUUAUUGAAAUCUUAAUUCAACAGCUUGAUAAUCAACAUGACGAGAUUCAACAGUCAACUGCUUUGAGAUGGCUGGCUGAGUUUCUGAACUUUGCACACGAAGUGAUGAUCCCAUUCACGCCUCGUCUGGUUCCAGCCAUCCUCCCAAACCUGGCUCACCAUGUUCCAAUGAUACAGUCUGCUGCACUGCGAACGAACAAGCUCCUUACUAAUGUAAUAGAGAACUUGCCUUCCCCUUCAGAAGGACCACUUCGUCAGCAGUCCACGGACAAACUAUCUGUGACUCCGUCUCGUGCUUAUACGAGCUCGCCGACCCCAUCAACACCCUCUCUAGCUCCUUCACGUCAAGUAAAUGUGGAGAAGACUCCUGUGGCACCUAUGAGAGAUCUUUCUUCUCCCGACAAUACUUCGCAAGUGCCCGCUCCAGAGGAAGCUGACCUAUUCGAUUACCAGGCUACUGUCAAUGAGCUGACGAUACAAUUUUUGAGCGAGCACGAACAGACACGGGUGGCCGCAUUGAAAUGGCUUAUUAUGUUGCACCAGAAAGCCCCAAAGAAGAUCCUCGCCAUGGAUGAUGGUACUUUCCCCGCUUUACUCAAGACCUUAUCGGAUUCGUCAGAAGAAGUCAUCAAGCAUGACUUGCAACUGCUAGCCCAAAUAUCGUCAAGUUCAGAGGAGAGCUAUUUCAAAGUCUUCAUGAUGAAUCUGUUGGAGUUAUUCAGCACAGACAGAAAGCUUUUAGAGGCUCGCGGAAGUCUUAUCAUCCGACAGUUGUGUCUAAAUCUGAAUACAGAGAAAAUUUAUCGCACAUUUGCCGAGAUUUUGGAGAAAGAAGAGGACCUGGAGUUUGCGAGCGAUAUCGUUCAAAAACUCAACAUGAUUUUAAUCACGUCUCCUGAACUUGCAGAAUUUCGCAAACGACUUAAAAGUCUUGAAACUCGGCAAGAUGGCCAAGCUCUUUUCACAACGUUGUACAGAUCUUGGUGUCAUAAUGCCGUUGCUGUGUUCUCGCUCUGUUUACUUGCACAAGCUUAUGAACAUGCUUCAAAUCUACUAUCCAUCUUCGCCGACCUGGAAAUAACUGUUCCAAUGUUAGUGCAAGUGGAUAAGCUGGUUCAGUUGAUUGAAUCACCAGUUUUUACAUACCUUCGUUUGCAAUUGUUAGAGCCUGACAGAUACCCUUACCUCUUCAAAUGCCUGUAUGGGCUUUUAAUGCUGCUGCCACAAAGCUCUGCCUUCGUGUCUCUUCGUAAUCGCCUAAAUGCUGUCAACUCCGCGGGUUUCCUUCACAUCGCGCCAAAACCACCUAUCAAUACAAUUGCAUCCCGAUCAAAAAUCGGUCGGGAUGAGAUAAAGUGGCAAGAGCUAUUGAUGCAUUUUCGUUCCGUUCAAGGGAAACACGAGAAAGCACGAAGACAAACACUUAGCGCGGAUGUUGCGCCAUUUUCGAGUGUCUCCUCGAGCGAUAAAACCUCGGACUUCUCGUCAGCCACUCGCACACCUGGACCAUCAUCGCGUCCACCAAUACGACGUAAGAUGACAGGUGACAUACCGCCCAUACCGGCUCAGCGUACUGUCUUAUCCCCGUUGAACCCAAGAGCAAGGCAGAAUGGCCUAUUAGCGUCGACGCUCAUGGCUCGGGCACCUCCUGGUCCUGCUGUUGUGAGUCCUACUAAUGCGACCAUGCAGCAGGCGCAGAAACAGAAACGGACCAUAAGCAUCAGCAGAAAGACAUGAUAGUGUCUGUUGGGGACCUUUGAUGAUUAUGGGAGUGCUCCCUUUUGGGGUUUUGCCAGAACGAUGUUUAAUAUGGAUGGAGGACGAUGGGAUGAUAUAUUACGUUUUUAAUGACAUAUGAUAUGUGUGGCUGGACUCCACAAAGCUGUCUAUAUUACAUUCGGGAUUUCGAAGACACGACAAGAUUUUUGCGAA